AGCCGCAUUACGUGAACAAAUAGCGGGGGCGCAGCCAGCGGGGCUUGUGUAACUUUGCGAGCGUGCCAGCGAGUUUAAAGUCCCUGCUCUCCUCCUCCUCCUCCGCCUUCCCUCGCUGCAGACGCCCGCGCGGGCCGGAGGACGGUGAGAGGCUGGUUGUUUGCUCCGGCUCCCAUUCGCACCCCCUCGCCUAUAAAUACCGCGGAGAAGAGGAGCCGCUCCCGCCGCCUCCCCCGGGCCGGGCUCCCUCCCGACGGCCCGACCUGCCCGAUGGCACCGCCCGGCUGCCGCCGCUCCUGAGCGACCGGGAGCCCCCCGCCUUUCUUCCUCUUCCUCCUCCUCAUCCUCCUCGGAGGCCCGGCCCGGCCGGCGCCCCUUCUCCCGGCACCGGGGCGCCCCUCGCCCCCCUCUCGCCCCCCGUUCUCAGCUGCCUGCCCCCGCUGCGAGCGCCGAGAAGAUGCAUUUCUCCCGGCCGGGGCUCCUGCUCGCCCAGCUCCACGCGUGCAUCUACUGGAGCUGCCUCCGGCCCGCCGGCUGCCAGCAGCAGCAGCACCAGCAGCAGCAGCCGCCGCCGCGCCGCCCCGCCGCCGCCCCGCCGCCCCCCGCCGCCUGGAGGCAGCGGAUCCAGUGGGAGAACAACGGGCAGGUGUACAGCCUGCUCAGCCUCGGCUCCCAGUACCAGCCCCCGCGGCGCCGGCAGGCGGCCGAGCAGGCGGGCAGCCCCAUCCUGCUGCUCCGCAACAACGCCUCGCUGCCGCGGGGCGCCGCCGGCCGCCCUCCGGCCGCCGCGCACCCGCAGCCCGACGGCGGCACCCGCGGCUCCGGCGCUCGCCACUGGUUCCAGGCCGGCUACCAGCCGCCCGGCGACGACCCGUACAACCCGUACAAGUACACGGACGAUAACCCCUACUACAACUACUACGACACCUACGAGAGGCCCCGCCAGGGCAGCAGGUACAGGCCCGGCUACGGCACCGGCUACUUCCAGUACGGUCUCCCUGACUUAGUCCCGGAUCCCUAUUACAUCCAGGCGUCCACGUACGUCCAGAGGAUGUCCAUGUAUAACUUGAGAUGUGCUGCCGAGGAGAACUGCCUGGCAAGUUCAGCUUAUCGAGCAGAUGUUAGAGACUAUGAUAAUCGAGUGCUCCUGAGGUUCCCACAAAGAGUGAAAAACCAAGGCACAUCGGAUUUUCUACCAAGCAGACCCCGUUAUUCAUGGGAGUGGCACAGCUGUCACCAACAUUAUCACAGCAUGGAUGAGUUCAGUCACUAUGACUUGUUGGAUGCGAGCUCACACAGAAAAGUUGCUGAAGGACACAAAGCAAGCUUCUGUCUUGAAGAUACCUCCUGUGAUUACGGGUAUUAUAGACGAUAUGCAUGUACAGCACACACGCAGGGAUUGAGCCCUGGCUGUUAUGACACGUACAAUGCUGACAUAGAUUGCCAGUGGAUUGAUAUCACAGAUGUGAAACCUGGAAAUUACAUUCUGAAGGUCAGUGUAAACCCCAGCUACUUGGUACCUGAAUCCGAUUACUCCAACAAUAUCGUACGCUGUGAUAUACGCUAUACUGGCCACCACGCAUAUGCCUCUGGCUGUACAAUUUCACCGUGA
This is a messenger RNA of Oxyura jamaicensis (ruddy duck), 1612 nucleotides long. It is a transcript of the gene LOX, whose product is annotated as lysyl oxidase. The transcript has 7 exons. Gene Ontology annotation, molecular function: copper ion binding; protein-lysine 6-oxidase activity. Bases 458 to 1612 code for a protein of 384 amino acids. The record is from RefSeq and is a predicted model, not a curated record. Gene Ontology annotation, biological process: peptidyl-lysine oxidation. NCBI's taxonomy places the organism in Eukaryota, Metazoa, Chordata, Aves, Anseriformes, Anatidae.